AUGGCGAAGGAACGGGAAGCACCGCGGGCGACUCGCGACCAGUGCCAUGUCGAAACUGAUGUGCUGCUCCCUUUCACGGCCCCCUGCGAGUACGAGAAGAAGGAGCCGCUCAUUCUCACGGAGCCUGAGGUGCGCCUCUCUCCUUUCGUCCCCGGAGACAAAGUGUCCCAUUUUUGCGGCCGCGAGCCGCGGCUGAUCGCGGCCGCGACCAAGCAGCUGGAGAAGCUGCCUUUCUACAUGUCCUUCUGGAACCGGACGUCCGAGCCCACGGUCGAGCUGGUGCGCGACCUCGUCCGGAUGUUCACCGCCGCCCCAAUCGGACGGGUCUUGUUCGCAAACAGCGGCUCUGAGUGCAACGACACGCAGAUGGGCUGUUCCCUCGGCCUGACAUCCCAUGGAAUUUUUGUUCCAAAAGUCGGCACGUGACCUGUUUGAGAGAAAGGAAUUCGUGCCGAUCGACGGAAAAGUCUCGUAAUGCCAAAGCCGAGCGGCUCGAAGCAUGUUUGCUUUUAUUUUCCUCUGUCUCGUUGCUUAUGCACGUGAAGUUCGUCCUGAUGUCGAUUAGCAAAGAAAUUCUGUGAGAAGGAGCGUGUUUCCUCUCAACCUUGUUGCUUUACCGUUCCUUUCCGGAGCUUUUAGAAUGCUUCGGAGUCUUUACGGGAUCAAAGGAUGUAAGGAGCGC
Messenger RNA from Klebsormidium nitens, 682 nucleotides. The record is from the annotation of a GenBank genome assembly. NCBI's taxonomy places the organism in Eukaryota, Viridiplantae, Streptophyta, Klebsormidiophyceae, Klebsormidiales, Klebsormidiaceae.